Messenger RNA from Papaver somniferum (opium poppy), 1718 nucleotides. RefSeq names its product kinesin-like protein KIN-4C. Bases 150 to 1670 code for a protein of 506 amino acids. The transcript has 14 exons. NCBI's taxonomy places the organism in Eukaryota, Viridiplantae, Streptophyta, Magnoliopsida, Ranunculales, Papaveraceae. The record is from RefSeq and is a predicted model, not a curated record. Gene Ontology annotation, biological process: microtubule-based movement; mitotic spindle organization. Gene Ontology annotation, molecular function: microtubule motor activity; microtubule binding; ATP binding.
ACCACCAUCACGACGAACACACAGAGAAACUUAACAAGAAAGCCCUCGUUCUUCAGCAACUCAUUUACCUCCAUUAUCCAAUCCCUUCGUUGUUUAAUCUCUUUCCGCUCCCCUCCCCCCUCUCUCUAGGGUUUGCGAAAUUUUGACAAAUGGGUAUUGUAAAAGUUGCUGUGAAUGUUAGACCUUUGAGUGAUGAAGAGGUUAAAAUCGGAACACAUUCUUUUACAUUCGAUCAUGUUUAUGGAAAUAAGGCUUCUUCCCCGAUUUCGAUUUAUGGUGAUUGUGUGGCUCCAUUGGUUGAUGCUCUCUUUGAUGGCUAUAAUACAGCAGUUCUGGCCCAUGGACAAACUGGAUCAGGCAAGACCUAUACCAUGGGGACCAACUACACUGGAGAUGGAAGUACCGGUGGUAUUAUCCCACAGGUGAUGAAUUCCAUUUUUUCUAAGAUUGAGGAGAAAAAAGAAGCCAAGGAAUUUCUAAUAAGAGUUUCUUUUGUCGAGAUAUUCAGAGAAGAAGUCAUUGAUUUAUUAGAUCCAAAUUCUGGCAAGGGCAAAAGGACUGUGGCAAAGGUAGCUGCAAAAAAGCCUAUCCCAAUUCGAGAACUAGAAGAAGGGGUGUUCACUGUUCCUGAUGCAGCAGCGGUAGAAGUCAGAACAAAACAGCAGAUGGCAUCGUUUUUGUCCCAAGGUUCAUUAAAACGUGCUACUGGAAGUACAAAUAUGAACAGCCAAUGUAGCCGCUCACAUGCCAUCUUUACAAUCUCAAUGGAACAAAGGAGAAGCACGCGUAUCCCUGGUGAUGGUAUCUUGAGUGCGAAGCUACAGUUUGUGGACCUUGCAGGUUCUGGAUCUAUGAAUAAAAGUGGAGCAGAUGGAGAAGGGAUUCCCAUUAAUAAAGGAAUACUGGUUCUUGAACAAGUAAUUAGUGCUUUGGUAGUUAACAAGAAGAGGAAGGAAGGAGGCCAUGUUCCUUACCAUAACAGCAAGUUAACACAAUUACUGAAGGACUCUCUUGAUGGAAAUAGCAAGACAGUGAUGAUUGCUUGUGUGCGUCCGGCUGAUUCAUAUAUCACAGAAACGCUGAACACUUUGACAUGUGCGUAUCUUGCUCGAAACAUUCAGAAUAAGGCAAUUGUAGGGACUGUAAACCAGAGCCAUGAACUUGAGUGCUUGAGAAAAGCUCUUACCCUGGAGAAAAAUCGGAGCAUGGAUAAGUCUGCAGAACUUGAGAGCUUGAAAAAAGCUUUGACCCUAUCUGAGGAACAUAUUGCAAGGGAGAGAAAAUGCAGCAUGGAUAAGUCUGCUGAAAUUGAGCAGUUAAAAAUCAAGAUAUCUGUCGCCGAGGGUGAAAUCCGUGAACUGCAUCAAAAUGAUAAGGCCUUGCAAAAAGAGAAUCGCCUGCUAAAGGAUGAACUUCUUCAUAUGAAAUCAAAUGCUUCUCCAUCAGCAGGCUCCAAAGGAGCAUAUUCAACAAGUUGGAAUGCACAUAGAAGCCUCGAGCAACCUACCACACUACCUCAUGUCGAUGAUGACAGUGAUGAUGCGAUGGGAAUGGACGAAACAGUCGAGAGGCAUGAAAAUACGGCUAGAAAGAAAGCUAAGACUCGUAAGCGUAAGAGGCUAUUAUACAAUGUGUGGAAACCAGAUGAGUUCGAAUUAUUAGAGGUAUGAAUGAUCUCAUAUUGUUUUAUCUUCUAAUUCUUUUUUUUUUAAAUAAGU